This is a messenger RNA of Drosophila suzukii, 10894 nucleotides long. RefSeq names its product Insulin-like receptor (gene InR). NCBI's taxonomy places the organism in Eukaryota, Metazoa, Arthropoda, Insecta, Diptera, Drosophilidae. Gene Ontology annotation, molecular function: insulin receptor substrate binding; ATP binding; insulin receptor activity. Gene Ontology annotation, cellular component: insulin receptor complex; plasma membrane; axon. Gene Ontology annotation, biological process: positive regulation of kinase activity; multicellular organism development; positive regulation of MAPK cascade. The record is from RefSeq and is a predicted model, not a curated record.
GCAAAAACAAAAACAAAAACAACUCGGCGCGGCAAGACACAAACUCGGCGGAGCGCACGAAAUCGCGGAAAUUCGCCCUCUCUUUCGCUGGAACAUAACGGACGCGAGUCGCGGGAAAUUGUUCUGCGCUGCGGAAAAUCGUCGGUUGGCUAUGCCUAAUACUAUGCCGCGGCGGAAAAGUUAGUGAAUGAAAAGUGCGAAAACACGGGGAGAUACCGUGAAAUACAUGGAGUUGGAAUAGAAGAAAUUCCACGAAAUACAAGUGCGGCGAUUUGCGUGUGCGGAGUGCCCCGGUGUGUGUGUGAAAUUCACGGUAAAUAAAUAAAUAAAAUUCGUGUGCACACACACACACACGCCUCGUAUUUUUGUAUAUACACAGCAUGUUGUGAAGUUGCGGCGCAAAAAGAAAGCACGCGAAUAAAACAUAAGAAAAUUUAAUUACGCCUGCGUCUGGGAAAGUGCGUCGUUCUAUUUUGAAAUCGAUACCAAAAUAAAAAAUACAAGAAAAAGUAGGUGACAAGCAACAACGACAAUGCCCAGCAACAACAACAACCUUGCAGAGAGUUCGGCGACGACUAAAUGCAUCAUUGAGAUCACGUGAAAUGAUCAGUGAGUGCCGCGAAGGUGUGAAAGUAAAAAUCAUGUGAAAAAUGUGAGAAACAGUGAGGAAUGCUAUGUGACAACAACCACAAAUACUUGCAAACAAAAGAUCAGAGAGCAACAACAACAUCAACGAGAAAAUCAAGAAAAAUGAUAACCUAAAUAAAUAAAAUUGCUAGUCAGAAAAAAACAAGAAAAGCAACAGAAACCAGGGAAUGGAACCAGAGAAUGAGAUAGGGAAAUUAAGUUAUAGAAGUGAUCCGAAUUCCGAUCCCGAGUGCAUUUUCUCCCCCAUCUCUACCUCUCAACUCCACGGUUUUCCCCGAAUUUACAAUUUUCGGGUUUUCAUUUGCCACCGAAGAAAGCUUUCGCCAAAAGCUGGUGGGAAAGUGCAAAGGCAGCAGUGAAGAAAAAUAUUAUCGAAACGUGUUUGAAAUUUAUAACAAUAAAGAAAAGCGAGAGGAGGAGGCAUACAUUGUCUCUGCCAUUUAUUAUUCUCGCCUGAGGUUUUCUGUGUGGAAAGAAUAAAUAACAAUCUCAUUACGAAGUGUCCAACCUAUAAAGUCGCAGAAGCGAAGUAAAAUAGAGGGAAAAACGGAGAAAAAUUGCAUUCCAACUGACGACAACAGAAAAACCCCCUAGAAGAAAAACUAAAGUUCAAUACUGAAUUUGUUGCUGGUUUCCGCUGCAACGGCGUGCGAGAGCGGGAUGAAAGAUGAUUACUUGGCGGAGUGCGAAAGAGAAGCCUCCGAAAAGCCAGCAGAUAAAGGAAAAUGCAACAUAAACUAUAAUAAACACCGGAAUAUGUUCAAUAUGCAACGGCAGGUGACAAAAGGUAAAUUAAAGCGCGAGAAAAUCGAGAUGGAAAACAACGAUAUGGCAACAUCAACAACAACAGCAGCAACAACCACUGUUACGCCUGGCAACAUUUGUGUUUUGUGUCGAAGGGAAAUGUCGUUACAUCCGCCAUUCACUCAAAACGAUGGACCAAACGCAAUGUUGCCGGAUACAUGUUGCUGCGAGCAAGCAGUCGAACUGGAUGAGACACCCACUGUUAGCGAAGAAACUAACAGCUCGCGCGGCUGGAAAGUUUACAGUGCAAGCAGUGCGGUCGGUAACGGCUUUUUGAACUUGAAUUUUGAACACAAGGCAUUCGCCUUUUUUGAAAUGAUAUCGGAUGGUUCAGUAGCAGUUGCGACUUGUUCUCAAAGUCGGUGCCAAACAAGUGUGGAAACAACGAGGAGAACGAUGGGCGUGCGGUGCAUUGGAAAUCGCUGCAACGUUGGCAGCACGAAAAACAAUCGAACGCAACGCGAAAAGUUCAACAUCUUCAGCAAUUGUCACAAUAUAUUGCGAACCCUGCAGUCGCUGCUGCUGCUCAUGUUCAAUUGCGGCAUUUUCAACCGGCGACGCAGGCGACAGCAGCAGCAAUCGAAUGUAAAUUACACAAAAUUCCUAUUGCUGCUACAAACACUGGCAGCAGCAACAACAAGACUGAGCUUAGGCCCUAACAAUUACAACCAACAACAACUAAAACAUAAUCAACAGCUGCCACGUGCCACUCCACAACAACAACAACAACAACAACAACAACAACAACAACAACUAAAAGAACAACCAGAGAAACAAGAGCGGUUUCAUCACUACAAGCGCCAUUUUCGUCAUUGGAAUAAUAGUCUGAUCUGGAUAUUAGCCCUCAAUCUUAUGGCCCUACAUGCCACUGCAUCGGUCGUGUUGCCACAGCAGCCGCAGCAUUUGCAACAUAACGAUAUAACCGAUGGUGUGGAUAAUACGGCACUGGAGGUAUUUGCACAUUCGCGAUCGACCAGGAGCAAAUCCAACGAAACAAUGCGAUUGUCAUCGGACAUAAAACCUUGUAAAUCGAUUGAUAUUAGGAAUACUGCGUCGCACUUUAAUCAGCUGGAAAACUGCACCAUCAUAGAGGGCUUCCUGCUGAUCAACCUGAUCAACGACGCCGGCCCCCUGAACAGGUCGUUUCCGGAUCUAACCGAGGUCACCGACUUUAUUGUGGUCUACCGGGUAACCGGGCUGCACUCGCUGUCGCAGGUCUUCCCCAACCUGAACGUCAUUAGGGGACUCUCACUACUGGACGGAUACGCCCUUAUAGUCUUCUCCAAUGCGGAUCUUAUGGACUUGGGUCUUCCCAGGCUGCGGUCAAUAACCAACGGCGCCAUUCGAAUCGAGAGGAAUCAUAAGCUGUGUUUCGAAAGGACCAUCAACUGGGAGAACAUUAUUGGGAACGAAAAUCAAUCGCAGAUCAUUUUGUCGGAGAACAGCCACGAGUGCCAGCUUUCCAAGUGUCCGGGGGAACUCAGAAUGGGAAGUAGCCACGAUUCCACAGCAGUGGAGCUUGGCCCCAGGUGUCCCGAGCACAAUAAACAGCGGCUUUGCUGGGACAGCAAAAACUGCCAGACAAUUUGUCCCGCGGAGUGCAAAAACAACUGCAUUGAUGAGAAAACGUGCUGCCACAAGGACUGUUUGGGAUGCGUCAGAGACAAGAAUGGGAAGGAGAGCUGCAUCAGCUGUCGAAAUGUGUCGCUUAAUAACGUUUGCAUGGAUGCCUGUCCGAUUGGCUAUUUUCGGUUCGACAGCCGCUGCGUUACGGAAAGGGAGUGCAUCAAUUUGACAAAAUUCGAAAAGGGCAAGGAACUAUCUGGCAUCCCCUUCCACGGAAAUUGUAUGGUCCGCUGUCCACCAGGCUACAAACAGGUGGACUCAAAGGUCCUGUGCGAACCAUGCCCAGGCGGCAGGUGUGACAAGGAGUGCGCCCCCGGUCUCAUCGACAGCUUGCAGCGCGCGCGGGAGUAUCUGGGCUGCACCAUAAUAACAGGAGAAGAUCCCCUUACUAUCAGCAUCAAACGUGAAAGCGGUGUUCACGUCAUGGAUGAAUUAGAAAAGAACCUGGGUGCCAUUCAUAAAAUUCAAUCUUCGCUAAUGGUUCACCUGACCUACGGCUUGAAAUCGUUGAAAUUCUUCAAAUCCCUAACCGAAAUUAGCGGCAAUCCGCCGAUGGAGUCGAAAAGGUUCGCGUUGUAUGUGCUGGAUAAUCGCGAUCUGGAGGAGCUCUGGCCACCGAAUCAAACGGUUUUCAUUAGGAAUGGCGGCGUCUUCUUUCAUUUCAACCAGAAACUGUGCGUGUCCACGAUCAACCGACUGCUGCCCAUGCUGGCCUCUAAGCCGACGUCUUUCGACAAGCGCGAUGUGGCCACAGACUCGAACGGAAACCGCGGAUCCUGUGGAACCGAAGUUCUCACAGUCACUACAACAAGUGUGGGAUCGAGAUUUGCUAUGGUAAAUGUCACAUCCCGGGUAGAGUUGGGAGAGCCGCGCGAGCCGACCAAUGCGACCGUAAUUUUUAAGGACCCUCGAGCCUUCAUCGGUUACGUCUUCUAUCACAUGAGAUAUCCGGUUGGAUUCCCAUCAAAAAGCAACGACGAUCCCUGCGACGACCGCUGGGAAGUAAGUGCGCCCGACAAGAGCGGUGAGGCUAUGUUGGCCAACUUGGUACCUUUCACGAGGUACGUCUAUUACGUCCGGACCAUGGCCAUAUCCUCGGAAUUGACCAACGCAGAAAGUGCGGUAGAGGAGUUCAAAACAAACCCUGGCCAACCUUCAAAGGUGACCGAGGUCGUGGUCACCGCCAUCUCUGAUUCCAAAAUUAACGUAACCUGGAGCUAUUUAAAAAAGCCCUACGGCGUCCUGACACGCUUCUUUAUAAAAGCAAAACUGAUAAAUCGACCAUUCCGGAACAAUAACCGGGACUACUGCUCUGAACCUCUUGAAAAAGCCAUGGAAAAUGAUAUGCCGGCCACGGUGCCUAUUAAAAAAAUACCGGAUCAGUUGUCUGGUGACUGCCAAUGCGAUGAGACAUCGAAAAAGUACAGUAAACAGGAUUUCGACGACCGUAAUGUUCAAGCGGGCAUGGAGUUUGAGAACACGCUGCAGAACUUUGUAUUCGUUCCGAACCAACGGAGGAACAGGACCGGAUCAACUGACAAAUCGAAUGAAUCUGGAAAUGCAGCCCUCGAUUCCAAUGCAAUUCCAAACGGUGGAGCUAAGAAUCCCUCCCGCCGAAGACGUCAUCUUCCCCUGGAGACAGAGUUCGAUGCUACGGGCGGCAGUGUACUACUCCGCCAUGUGCGGUCCAUGGCGGCCGAUGACGAAGCCAAGGAUGACGAGGACACGUUUAAGGACCACGAAAUCUUGUCUGCCAAUAAAAAGUUCUACGAGGUGUUUGCGAGGGAGCUGCCGCCCAAUCAAACGCAUUUUGUUUUCGAAAACUUGCGCCACUUCACUCGCUACUCCAUCUACGUGGUAGCCUGUAGAGAAGCAAUCCCUAGUGAAAAAAAUAAGACCAGGCUGUUGAUGCCUGCGCUUUGCAGCGAAUACGAUAGCGUCUUCCAAACGACCAAGAAAAGGGAUCAAGCUGACAAUGCCACUAAGCUGAUAGUAGAGUUAGAAAACGCCAACAACACGGAGUCCUCGGUGCGGCUCCGCUGGGAUCCACCAGUCGAUCCCAAUGGCGAGAUUGUCACCUACGAAGUGGCCUACAAGCUGCAGAAGCCCGAUCAAGUGGAAGAAAAGAAGUGCAUCCCGGUGGCGGACUAUAACCAGACCGCCGGCUAUCCACUGAAGCUCAACGAGGGCCUGUACAGCUUCAGGGUGCGAGCGAACUCAAUAGCGGGAUACGGCGAAUGGACGAAGUUGGAGUACAAAGAAGUGGAGCCUCCGCCGAGCUAUGCAAAGUACUUUAUCUGGUCGUCGGGGAUCGCAGGUGCCCUGUUGAUUGUCUUCCUAAUGGCCUAUGUCCGUCACCUUCGCAAGAGGGGUCCCUCCAACGAUCUUCAUAUGAACACAGAGGUGAAUCCGUUCUAUGCGAGCAUGCAGUACAUCCCCGACGACUGGGAAGUGCUGCGGGAGAACAUCAUUCAGUUGGCUCCCCUUGGCCAGGGAUCCUUUGGCAUGGUGUACGAGGGAAUCCUUAAGUCCUUUCGGGGCAAUGGCGACGAUAUGGAGUGCGCCAUCAAGACGGUCAACGAAAAUGCCACGGAUCGCGAGCGAACUAAUUUCCUGAGCGAGGCGAGCGUUAUGAAGGAGUUCGAUACCUAUCAUGUUGUUCGAUUGCUAGGCGUCUGCUCCAGGGGUCAGCCCGCUCUGGUGGUUAUGGAACUGAUGAAGAAGGGCGACCUCAAGUCCUAUCUGCGUGCCCAUCGCCCCGAGGAGCGGGAUGAGGCCAUGAUGGCGUAUCUUAAUCGCAUCGGUGUGACCGGAAACGCCCAGCCUCCGACCUAUGGAAGGAUCUACCAAAUGGCCAUUGAGAUUGCGGACGGCAUGGCAUAUUUGGCGGCCAAAAAGUUCGUGCACCGAGAUCUGGCAGCUCGCAAUUGCAUGGUGGCCGAUGAUCUGACGGUCAAAAUCGGUGACUUCGGCAUGACCCGGGAUAUCUACGAAACGGACUACUAUCGCAAGGGAACCAAGGGUCUGCUGCCAGUGCGUUGGAUGCCACCGGAGAGCUUGAGAGAUGGCGUCUACUCCAGUGCCAGUGAUGUGUUCAGCUUCGGAGUGGUUCUCUGGGAAAUGGCCACUUUGGCUGCUCAGCCAUAUCAAGGACUUUCCAACGAACAAGUGUUGCGCUUCGUCAUGGACGGCGGAGUUAUGGAAAGGCCGGAAAAUUGUCCGGACUUACUCCACAGACUUAUGCAAAGGUGCUGGCAUCAUAGGUCUUCGGCCAGACCAAGUUUUCUGGACAUCAUUGCGUAUCUCGAACCGCAAUGCCCCAGUUCGAAGUUCAAGGAUGUGUCCUUCUAUCACUCGGACGUGGGUCUGCAGCAUCGGGAGAAGGAGCGCAAGGAGCGCAACCAGAUGGAUGCAUUUGCGGCGGUGCCAUUGGAUCAGGAUCUACAGGACCGAGAACAGCAGGAGGAUGCCACCACACCGUUGCGAACGGGCGACUAUCAAGGCUACAAAUCCAACAUGGAGCAGAACUCAUCCUUGGAUCAACCGGCUGAGAGCCCCAUCGCCAUGGUUGAUGAUCAGGUUACCCACUCGCCCUUCAGCCUGCCCUCGGGAUUCAUAGCGAGCAGCACACCUGAUGGCCACACUGCGAUGCCAACCGCAUUCCAGAAUCUUCCAGCCAUGCAAGCUGCUGAUUUUACGGCCUACGUUCAACCGGACUCGGACGCCUUGGACGGCGACCGGGGAUAUGAGAUCUACGAUCCAAGUCCGAAAUGUGCCGAGCUACCGACGAGCAGAAGUGGCAGCACUGGAGGCGGAGGAAAACUCAGUGGAGAACAGCAUUUGCUGCCAAGAAAGGGCCGGCAGCCUGUCAUCAUGAGCAGUUCCAUGCCGGAUGAUGUCAUCGGCGGAUCCUCGCUGCAGCCCUCGACGGCCUCGGCGGCCAGCUCCAAUGCAAGUUCCCACACAGGACGCUUGCCUAGUCUCAAAAGAGCAGUGGCGGACACGUUCCGCAAUCGAGCCAAUCUCUUUAAUCGCCAUGUGCUCAACCACAAGCGAACGGGCAGCAAUGCCAGCCAUAAGAGUAAUGCCUCCAAUGCUCCGAGUACCAGCAGUAACACCAACCUGACAAGUCACCCGGUGGCCAUGGGCAAUCUGGGGACCAUCGAGAGUGGUGGCAGUGGUUCGGCUGGCAGUUACACAGGCACUCCCCGCUUCUACACACCCACGGCCACGCCCAGCGGAGGAGGUGGUGGUAUCGCCAUUAGCGACAAUCCCAACUACCGACUGCUGGACGAAUCGAUGGCCAGCGAACAGGCCACCAUCCUGACCACCAGCAGUCCCAAUCCGAAUUACGAGAUGAUGCACCCGCCCAGCAGUCUGAUCAGCACCAAUCCGAACUAUGUGCCCAUGAAUGAGCCACCUGUUCAGAUGGCGGGAGUGACCAUCAGCCAAAAUCCGAAUUACCAGCCCAUGCAGGCGCCGUUGAAUGCACGCCAAAGUAGCUCCGACGAGGACAAUGAACUGGAGGAGGAGGAGGACGACGAGGACGACGAUGUGGAUGAUGAGCAUGUGGAGCACAUCAAGAUGGAGCGCAUUCCAUUGAGUCGGCCCAGGCAGAGGGCGGUGCCCAGCAAGUCGCAGCCGCCUCGCAGUCGCAGUGUCAGCCAAACCAGGAAGUCGCCGACGAACAGCAACUCCGGAGUCCCAACUACUGGGGCCGGCAACCUGUCCAACCUGCUCAAGGAGAGCUGGCUGCGCCCGGCGAGCACGCCGAGGCCCCCGCCGCCCAAUGGAUUCAUCGGAAGGGAGGCGUAAUCGUUUGGACCGUAGUUCUGUAGAAAAACCUGUAAAUAGAUUAACGAGGGGAAGACGCACGGGUAUAGAGUAGCAAACUUUUGCCGCAAGCCAAGCUUCCUUGACUUCGACUCUUCCCAUGCCUGCAAACUAGGGUGGCGAGAUUAGAGUGGAAGAAAAAUAUUUAUAUAUCAGUGGAAUCGGGAAGCAAUCAACUGUCUAUUUCUAGCAAAGAAGCUGCAAAAUUAAAGUCACUUAUUUUGCUCGAAAUUAUUCAUUGAUGAGGAAAAAACAUUUUAGUGUAAAUCCUUUUUGACUUGACUUUUAAAAUUUGUAAAAUUGAGAUUCAUAGAAUUUAUUUUUUUCCAAAUGUGUUUUUAGACGGUAUUGUCAGCGAUUAUACGAAAAGAAAUGAGAAUAAUUAAACUAGGGCUAAAUUGCUAAGAACGAGGCAAAAAGAUUGCUUACCUCCAUUAUGAUUCUCUGUUCAAAACAUCGAACCACCCUGACCGCACAUGUAUAAUACCAAUAGUUUCGAUUAAGCCUAUUUAUGUUUACGUAUUCGUUUAGUAUUUACUCUACUUUUUUUUUGUUUGUUUAAAUUAAUGAACUAGAGCCGUUAACGCAAUACAAAACGAGAGCAGAGAACGAUAGUGAAAGCAGAGAAAACAGAAACAGAAAAACAAGUCCUACAUGCAAAUAACAAAAGUACAAAAGCCAACAACCAACCAACCUAAGUACCGUUUAAAUAGACAUACAAAUUCUACCAAUUAUAACUUAUAACUCAUACCUACUACGUAUAUUAAUUAUGAUAAUUUCUAGUACCUACCAAAUCGCAGAGAGCAAGGCGAGAGUAAGGGGAAAACAGCAGAACGGAAACGGAAACGGAACAACAGCAAAAACAGAAAUAGAUGAACUAUACAACAGCAAACAAGCAAUACAAAAACAAAACAAAACAAAACAAACAACAACUGUCUUCACUGAGUUAGCUAGCGAUAGUUAUAAUUAUCCAAAUACCUAAACGUAACUAAAUUUUAAUGUUACUCAGCUAAUUUUAGAAGCAUGUCGAAAUGCCAUGCAGUUUUAGCACUUUUACCCCUGAUUUUUAUUUAUACACUUACACCUACGAUUAUUUUAAGCAAGUGGUAAGUGUUGCUUGAUUGUUCAUAUUUCACCUAUAGUUUCUUCUCUUUUUUAUUGCGUAAUUGUAAUAUUUAUUGUUUAACUGGCAAAAGUUUGCUCUGCUCUAGAAGUACCAUCUACAUACUUGGCCCAUUAAGCCAAAGCAAGCGCAAAAACUUUUGUUUAAUUUUUUUUUCUAAAUUAAAUUUCGUUGAAGCCAAGCUUCGGAAAAUGAAAGGGAAUUAAAAGGAAGAGGAAACCAUAACGUAAUUUCAAACUGAGAGCUUAACUAACUGAUGCAUCAUAAUUAUUGUAUACAAUCUGCUGUCGUUUUUUAUACAACACACGCUAUAUACGAAGCAAAAGCAUUUUAUGUACUAACUAUAGAUAAAAGCAAAUCUUAACGAAACAAAAAAUCCAUAGACUCAUAUACAACACUUUCACUAGACCUAAAUAAUCUGCCAUACGCCAUUAACUCAAAUAUGAACAAGAAACCGGACGGAUUUUGUUUUCCCUAAUUUAAUUAUUCAACAAUAGCUCAUAGACGAAACAAUAGACAAAUUAUAUACCAUACAUAUAUAUUUACACAUAAUUAGGAACUGAACGUGAUAUGUUUGCUGAGUGUACUAUCCUGACAGUUCUCCGAUUUCUAGCAGAGGAUCGGAACCCCGAGUCCAAUCCAAAUCCAAAACGCAAAAGCACACAACAUUCUCUUGAAAAUCCGAAAUAAGCAAUAACCCACUUUAGCAACAGCAACAGCAACAACAACAAAAACAACAACAUUUACAUUAUCGACAACAACUGCAACAAAUGGAAUUUUUAAACGAAAAACAACUACAACAAAAGUAUUCGAUAUUUGCCUUCGCUCUUUAUAUUAUUAUAUAUUUAACUAUACAAACACAUAUAUUUAAUGACUAAAUGAAAGCAAAGAAAAGCAAAAACAAACAAAAACAAAAACAAAAGCAAAAGCAAAAACACAAGCAUGUGCAACGUUUUUUGUUUUUAUUUUAUAGAUGCAAAGCGAAAACAAGGAAACUAAAUAUUUAAAUGAAUUAUACAAAUUACUUAGAUCGUAGGCACUGUAAGAACGAGAACGAGAAGUUGGAGAAAGAGUUUGGGAGGAGACCUUGAACUAAUUUUAAUAUAUAAAGUAAAAGGAGGAAAACAACUAGUGCUAAUUAUAUAAACAAAACUGGGAAGCAAGCGAUAUUUACACUGAAAACUGAAGUAAAAAUUAUAAAAAAAACAAACAAAAUAAAAAAGAAACAAAAAGAAACAAUUAUAUUAAUUUAACUAUGUAAUACGCUAUAUGCAUAACGAAACAAUAGAUAUUCUACACAAACACACAUGCACACCGACACCCACACCCACACACACACACACAUUUACAUACAUUACACAUACACACACUAAAAAGACUGAAAGAUAUAGUUCCUUUUGUUUUUAUGUACAUAAAAAAUGCGAAAAGAAAAAAGAGAAAUUCUAACAAAAAUGGUAAACUUAAAGCGAUGCAACCGAAGGUGGGAAAACGUAAAAACAAUUAAUGGAAUUAUACAUUAAACGAGUAAAUUAAAAUAAAUCAACAAAGCAGCAGAAAAGCAUUAUGCGGCAUCAUGUAACAUGUAUAUUUAGUAGUCGAAUUAACUAAAUUGUUGUAACAUAAAGUGGAAGUACGAGCGCUUUCGCGACAACGCCAAAUAUCAACUACUUAUAUAGCGAUAUAUAUCCGGGAUAGUUUGGCUUUGGGUCGCGGCCGCUCCUCGCUGCUUUACUGUAUAUACACGCGAACAUCUAUUUCAAUAAACAGUACCAUUUAAACAAAUUAUUGUAAACUAAAUACACAUAAACAUUGUAAACACAACAGAAAAGGAUAAAAAAAUAAAAAGCUUCAAUAUUUUUA